AUGGAAAUUUUGAACGCUGGGGGAAGCGCUGGAGACAGAAUUAUCAAGGAGCCGGAAAUGGCGCUUUUUAGCUUGGAACAUACAUCGAACUGCGAUGUCAGAAACUGCGGCUUUCCUGGCUGUUGCAAAAUGAGGAUUAUUAUCGACCAUGCAAAAGCACACUGGAGCGUCGACGAGCCAAAUAACUGUAUAAUCUGCAAAAAUUUUGCGAAGGUCGUCCGAAAACACACCCAGUACUGCUUUGACGAAAACUGCCUAGUCCACAAUUGUAACAUUCUCAAAUCAAAAAUCAGCGCCAUUGAAGCACAAAUUUCCGUUGCCGAACGAGAUCGAAGAGAAACCGAAAUGGCUGAAAAAGCAAAAGAAGCAGGCUUGAUUCUUUGA
Messenger RNA from Oikopleura dioica, 384 nucleotides. The record is from the annotation of a GenBank genome assembly. Lineage: Eukaryota; Metazoa; Chordata; Appendicularia; Copelata; Oikopleuridae.